Molecule: messenger RNA, 809 nt
Organism: Panicum virgatum (switchgrass)
Lineage: Eukaryota; Viridiplantae; Streptophyta; Magnoliopsida; Poales; Poaceae
Exons: 6
Coding region: 33-590 (185 amino acids)
Biological process (GO): positive regulation of proteasomal ubiquitin-dependent protein catabolic process
Cellular component (GO): Cul4-RING E3 ubiquitin ligase complex
Source: RefSeq, a predicted model, not a curated record
AUUGGGAAGGAAAACACAAGACCCAUCCCCCCAUGGCAGCCGAAGAGGGUUCCGGCGGCGGCGGCGGCGGCUGCAGCGGCGGGGACAGGAAGAGCUCUCCGGCGCCAACGAAGCCCGGAGGGGGCGGUGCGGCGACGUUCCUCUCGGGGAUGCCGUCGCGCGGCAACUUCUCGUCCGCCUCCGUUUCCUCCAGCCUGGGUGGGUUCAGGGUUUACGUCUGCGAGCACAGCACGGAACCCCCAGAAGGACAAAUCAUACAGACGGAUUCGACAAAUAUUUUAAUCAGACAUCUCCAAUUGAACAAACAGAAGAGUGAAGCUAAAGAUUCAGGUUCGAGGACUCCAGGGGAAACCACCAGAGGGAAAAGAUCUGCUGCCAGAAGUUUGGAUGUCAACAAUUCAGCAAAGAGAGCUAACUUGGGUACCUCCUCUGGGUCAUCAGUCUAUGAAGAAACAAUCUCUGGAUUUUCACAGCACACACUACAAUCAUUUACAGUUGAGAGGUUACGUGCACUUCUACGACAAAGUGGUCUCUCUACCAAAGGGAAAAAGGAUGAAUUGAUCGCACGUUUACGAGAAUCACAGGGUUGACGUGAAGCUCAUAUGUAAUCUUGUCUUGUCGGUCGAAGCCCUUUUGGCAGGGUUUACACGUAGAAUGAGUAUCAUGUUGUAAUUGUUAGUGGUGAUUUUGUUUAGACUCAAAUUCAGUGUAGUGGCAUACUUCGGCCAACACUAUUCCGAGAUUAUUUAUAGUCAGAAUCCGCUAAGUAGUUGUUAUCUUUCAACCAUCAUGAAUUCCCUGUUUUCUCA